AUGAGCUUUGUGGAUGAGGUGGCCGAGGCAGUGUCCAUGGGGUCUGAGUGGAGGAGGUCACAGGGGGCGAGCUCACCUCCACCCGGCCAUUUCGAUUGCUGGCUCGAUUGUAUGCUUACCUCGCUACAUGCCUAUCUGUUGCCUGUGUUAAGCAUUUGGCGCCCUCCCUGCCAUUCCUACCCACACAGGUGUUAUGUGUGUACAGAGAAGGCAGGAGAUGAGGCCACAGAAGAGGAAGGAGGUGUUAUCAGUAGAGGGAGGAGGAUGUAGACUUAAGAGAAAAAAGGGUUGUACAUUCUCAAGUGAAAAGAGUAUGAUGUGGAAGAAGAUAGAACCACUACACUUUACAGCUGGAUAAAUCUGAGCAAUGGCGAUCCUAUGAAUCACAAUACCCAUAACAAGUACCGUGGCAAGAAACCAUCACCUACAAAGAACCAGGAGACGACGUCCAAGUACAGUAUUAAAAAAGCAAACAAAAAACAAUAGAUGACCAGUGAAGCUUUUAUAUUGAGAACGUGAAUUUGCUGCUCUUACAUUCUUAAGUUAUGCCUCCUUUCUUAUUCCUUCCAUUGCUUCUGUUGCUUUUCUCCCGUGAAGCACAUCAGGAUGGACCGAGAGGUUCCUGGCGUCGCAGAUUUCGCUGGGAGACCAAUGGGAGAGUUUUUAGCCUCCAGAGUUCAGGAUCUGACCAUAAAGUUGGGACUUUCUACAUCUCGGAGGUUCGAAAUCAUGCUAAUCCAAGGAGGUAUCCAGGGUUACAACAAGGAGAUCAAAGUAGUGGUCGACAAGGGAUUUUUGAUCAACAUCGAUUUAUAGCUCAGGUUCCCACUCCAAGGAAUGAUGCUACAGUGAGAACCUCUACAAGUGAGGAAGCACAUCAGAUCACUCAGAGGGAGACACUCCAGAAAAAUGAUGUCACACGAGUAUAUUCAACACUAGUCAUAGGAGAAGUACAACCCUCUGCUCACCAGCUUGGGGUCACAGCAGCAACAAGUACACAUAGGAAUGACUUAAAACACAGAUUAUCUACACAGAGAAAUGAUGUUAAGGAGAACAUGGUUACGCCAAGGAAUGCUGUAACAAAGGGAAGUCGAAUACAAACAAUUGAGGAUGCUCCAUGGACUAAUUCACCGAGAAAUUCUAUAACACCAUCACAACCUAAUACAAUUAGUCACAGGCUUACUCCUCAGGUGAAUGAAGCUUUACAGAGGAGUGCUCUGCCUCAGAGAACCGUUACUUACAGGAAUGAUGACAUUCAUAGUAGGCCUAUUCUAGAAACAGCUUCCAAUCAGAAUGAUGUAACCCCUGCAAAUUUAAAUGACAUUUCCCGUGAAGUCGUGGCACCUAUCCGGCCACUAGACUCUCCACCAGCCAUACAAAGAAUGGCGGGAGACGACCCCAGAAGUCCUUACAGGAACAGAAAUUUGGUACAGUCCAAUGUGGUCCCAAGUGGCCGAAGACCAGGAACAAGACUCUAUCAGUAUGGACUUCCCGAUCUCAUUCCUGAUGCUCUUUUCAUUCAAACUGCCACGUAUAUCCAGAGGGUUCCCUUGUACAGUCUCCAGUGCGCAGCAGAAGAAAACUGUUUAGCUAGAUCGGCCUACUCACCAGGUAUUUCAGAAAUAAGUACAAGGGUUUUACUUCGUUUCCCUCAACGAGUUAAAAACCGUGGCACAGCAGACUUCUUACCAGUGAAGCCAAGACAUACAUGGGAAUGGCACAGCUGCCAUCAGCAUUAUCACAGUAUGGAUUCCUUUAGUCAUUACGACCUUCUGGACUCAGCGACCAAUCGAAAGGUGGCAGAAGGUCACAAGGCUAGCUUUUGCUUGGAGGAUACCUCAUGUGAUUUAGGAGUAAGGCGGCGCUAUGCCUGUACAGCACACACCCAGGGACUGAGUCCAGGAUGUUAUGACACUUAUCAUGCCAACAUAGAUUGUCAAUGGAUUGAUAUUACUGAUGUUUCCCCAGGAAAAUACAUUCUUAAGGUCUCUGUGAAUCCAAAUUUUCUAGUCCUGGAGUCAGAUUUCUCUAAUAACGCAGUGCGAUGUGACCUGACCUACACAGGAAGCCAUGUAAUAACUCGGAAUUGCCGCCUUUCCAGCAUCUGAAGACAACAAAAUAAUUCUAAGUGGAAUGUAACUGGGCGGACAUCAAGAUGGUGUUACAUUGAUUGUUACAUAUAAUCAGGAAUGACUAUCUGAUAUGGGAAAAAACAUGGUUCUGUUUAUGAUACAGGAGAAAGAGCACAGUAUAA
This is a messenger RNA of Hyla sarda, 2254 nucleotides long. Its product is annotated as protein-lysine 6-oxidase-like. Lineage: Eukaryota; Metazoa; Chordata; Amphibia; Anura; Hylidae. Gene Ontology annotation, biological process: peptidyl-lysine oxidation. The record is from RefSeq and is a predicted model, not a curated record. The transcript has 9 exons. Bases 546 to 2108 code for a protein of 520 amino acids. Gene Ontology annotation, molecular function: copper ion binding; protein-lysine 6-oxidase activity.